Molecule: messenger RNA, 259 nt
Organism: Dibothriocephalus latus
Lineage: Eukaryota; Metazoa; Platyhelminthes; Cestoda; Diphyllobothriidea; Diphyllobothriidae
Source: the annotation of a GenBank genome assembly
CGCCUCCGGCUCACCCAGUCGCCCGUCGACGUCCGUGUCUCCCGUUUCGGCGAACGUGCUGAGUUCCGUUGCGCAUCAUCGGAUCCCCAAGUGCUGCCCACCUGGCUCUUCAAUGGAGAUCCGGUGUCCACCUUUGAUCGUGAGUCCUCCUGUCUCCCCGUUUUGCGUGUGUAUGUGUCCGUUAUGUCGAUCUAGUGCCUCCUUUAUCAGUCUCGUCCAAUGCCGGUGCUCAGCCAGGCCCAGUGGUCAUCGACUUUGA